Molecule: messenger RNA, 603 nt
Organism: Lachancea thermotolerans CBS 6340
Lineage: Eukaryota; Fungi; Ascomycota; Saccharomycetes; Saccharomycetales; Saccharomycetaceae
Product: 60S ribosomal protein uL13
Exons: 2
Coding region: 1-603 (200 amino acids)
Biological process (GO): translation; negative regulation of translation
Cellular component (GO): ribosome; cytosolic large ribosomal subunit
Molecular function (GO): mRNA binding; structural constituent of ribosome
Source: RefSeq, a predicted model, not a curated record
AUGUCUUCUUUCGAGCCAGUUGUUGUUAUUGAUGGUAAGGGCCACUUGUUGGGUCGUUUGGCCUCGACUGUUGCUAAGCAAUUGUUGAACGGUCAAAAGAUCGUUGUUGUCAGAGCUGAGUCUUUGAACAUCUCUGGUGAGUUCUUCAGAAACAAGUUGAAGUACCACGACUUCUUGAGAAAGGCUACCGCCUUCAACAAGACCCGUGGUCCAUUCCACUUCAGAGCCCCAUCCAGAAUCUUCUACAAGGCUGUCCGUGGUAUGGUUUCCCACAAGACUGCCCGUGGUAAGGCCGCCAUGGAGCGCUUGAAGGUUUUCGAGGGUGUUCCACCUCCAUACGACAAGAAGAAGAGAGUUGUCGUCCCACAGGCUUUGAGAGUCUUGAGAUUGAAGCCAGGCAGAAAGUACACCACUGUCGGUAAGUUGUCUACCUCUGUCGGCUGGAAGUACGAGGACGUCGUCGCCAAGUUGGAAGAGAAGAGAAAGGUCAGAUCUGCCGAAUACUACGCCAAGAAGAAGGCUUUCAACAAGAAGGUCACUGCCGCCAAGGCCGCCACCUCUGAAUCCGAAGCUGCUCAGAAGUUGGCCACUCUCGGUUACUAA